This is a messenger RNA of Drosophila serrata, 2534 nucleotides long. It is a transcript of the gene Lgr4, whose product is annotated as Leucine-rich repeat-containing G protein-coupled receptor 4. Gene Ontology annotation, biological process: activation of adenylate cyclase activity; adenylate cyclase-activating G protein-coupled receptor signaling pathway; hormone-mediated signaling pathway. Gene Ontology annotation, molecular function: G protein-coupled peptide receptor activity; protein binding. Lineage: Eukaryota; Metazoa; Arthropoda; Insecta; Diptera; Drosophilidae. The record is from RefSeq and is a predicted model, not a curated record. Gene Ontology annotation, cellular component: plasma membrane.
GAGGAGGAGGCGAACUCCCUGGCUGCCAGUGUCAAAAGCAAUGAUCAUGCCUUGCCGCCUGCCCAUCCCUACAAUACACGCCAUCUUGCUCGUCGUCGCCGUCGGAACCGCCCCCGCCGUGGGAGUGACAAGGACAACCGUAGAGACAACGCGUACUGCAGUUGUAACGCCAGUAGAAACGGCAGAAAUACCAAUUGAAAGACAGCAAGACGCGGAUGCGGCCGCACGCGAAGUGAUCUCUCCAUUGGGUGUGAGCGUGGGAUUGGUGGAUUCAGUGAUCCUAGUGCCCGACGAGAACGACAAGUGCCCGCAGGGCUACUUCCACUGCAACAGCUCCGCCGAGUGUGUGCCGCAGCGAGCCAACUGCGAUGGCAAAGUGGACUGCGACGACAAGUCCGAUGAACUCAAUUGCGACAACGAGGUGGACGCCAAGUACUGGGAUCAUCUGUUUCGGAAGAACAUCUUUGGUGCUGGCGACGACAAGAAGUUGGGUGAUUGUCUAUGGCAGAAUGAGAACUUCAGUUGUCCGUGUCGCGGCGACCAGAUUCUCUGCCGCUUCCAGCAGCUUACCGAACUGCCAGCUCGUUUGCCGCAAAAUGAUCUGGCAACACUUGAUCUCACCGGCAGCAGCUUUGAAAUCAUAAAUGAAACCUUCUUCGAGGGACUGCCAAACGUGAAAAGCUUAGUGCUGAAGUUUUGCGGAAUCCGUGAGAUUGCCUCGCAUGCCUUCGAUCGCCUGGCGGACAACCCACUGAGGACCCUUUAUAUGGACGAUAAUAAAUUGCCGCAUCUGCCGGAGCACUUCUUUCCCGAAGGCAAUCAAUUGAGGAUUCUAAUUUUGGCACGCAACCGCCUGCAGAGCUUGAAUCGCAGUGAUUUCCGCAAUCUACAGCAUCUGGAGGAGCUGGACCUGCGAGGCAAUCGCAUUGACAGCUUCGAAGCGGCAGUGUUUGCGGAACUAACCAGCUUGGAAUUCUUAUAUCUCAACGAGAAUCGGAUAACGCGUCUGAAUUCUGAAAUGUUUCCCAGGACCUUGCUUAGCCUGUACACAUUGUCCUUGGAUCGCAACCAAAUCGAUGAUAUUGCCGCCAACACUUUUCAUUUUCCACGCCUCAGACAUUUAUAUCUGGCUGGCAAUCGACUCUCUCAUAUACGCGACGAAACCUUUUGCAAUCUCAGCAAUCUUCAAGGAUUACACUUGAACGAGAACCGCAUCGAGGGAUUCGGACUGGAGGCCUUCGCCUGUUUGGGCAAUCUCACAUCGCUGCUGUUAACGGGCAAUCGCUUCCAGACGCUCGAUCCGCGGGUGCUCCAAAACCUGAGCAGCCUGGAUUACAUUUACUUCUCGUGGUUCCAUCUGUGCAGCGCCGCCCUUCAUGUGCGCGUCUGCGAUCCGCAUGGCGAUGGCAUAAGCAGCAAGCUGCAUCUUCUGGACAACCAGAUACUGAGAGGCAGCGUUUGGGUGAUGGCCUCCAUUGCCGUUGUGGGCAACCUUUUGGUGCUCCUCGGACGCUACUUCUACAAAUCCAGGAGCAAUGUGGAGCAUUCACUUUACCUGCGACACCUGGCCGCCAGCGAUUUUCUCAUGGGUAUUUACCUGACGCUGAUUGCCUGCGCGGACAUUAACUUUCGCGGCGAGUACAUCAAGUAUGAGGAGGCCUGGCGCCACAGCGGUGUCUGCGCCUUUGCCGGCUUCCUCAGCACCUUCAGUUGCCAGUCGUCGACGCUGCUGCUCACCCUGGUCACCUGGGACCGUCUGAUGUCUGUGACGCGACCCCUCAAGCCGCGGGACACGGAAAAGUUUCGCAUUGUCCUGCGCCUGCUGCUGCUCUGGGGCAUCAGUUUCGGCCUGGCAGCGGCCCCUCUGCUGACCAAUCCGUACUUUGGAAGCCACUUUUAUGGCAACAACGGUGUCUGCUUGUCCCUGCACAUCCAUGAUCCUUAUGCCAAGGGCUGGGAGUACUCGGCGUUGCUGUUCAUCUUCGUCAACACGUUGUCUUUGGUCUUUAUCCUGUUCUCCUAUGUGCGAAUGCUGCAGGCUAUUCGAGAUUCUGGCGGAGGAAUGCGGAGCACACACAGCGGACGGGAGAAUGUGGUGGCCACUAGAUUUGCGAUAAUUGUGACCACGGAUUGCGCCUGCUGGCUGCCCAUAAUUGUGGUCAAGGUGGCGGCCCUUUCGGGCUGCGAGAUCUCUCCCGAUCUGUAUGCCUGGCUGGCGGUCCUGGUUUUGCCCGUUAACUCGGCUUUGAAUCCCGUGCUGUAUACCUUGACUACGGCUGCUUUCAAGCAGCAGCUGCGUCGCUACUGCCACACGCUGCCCAGCUGCUCGCUGCUGAACAACGAGACCCGCUCCCAGACGCAGACCGCCUACGAGUCAGGAUUAAGCGUAAGUCUGGCCCAUCUAGGUGGCGGUGUAGGUGGUGGUUCUGGUAGAAAGCGACUCUCCCACCGUCAGAUGAGUUACCUGUAAGAGACUUACUUAAAGGCAGAGGGAUGAAUGGAUGGAAUGGCUGAAGGCGGAGUGCGUGGCUGGA